AUGGAAGCUAAGAAAGUAGCUUACGCUAAGUUAGUAGAGAGCACUGAUGAGGAUCAGAGGAGAGAGAACAGAGAAAGAUAUAAGGAGGCAAGGAAGGAGGCGAAAUUAGCGAUCACAAAGGCUAAGACUUCUGCAUUUGGUCGGCUGUAUGAGGAACUUAGGGGCAGAGGUGGGGACAAGAAGUUAUUUUGCAGGGCCAAAGCUAGAAAGAAGAAGGCUCGUGACCUGGAUCAAGUGAAGUACAUCAAAGAUGAGGACGACCGAGUAUUGGUAGAAGAGGCCCAGAAUAGGCAAAGAUGGCAGUUGUACUUUCAUUAA
Messenger RNA from Nicotiana tabacum (common tobacco), 318 nucleotides. RefSeq lists its product as uncharacterized. Lineage: Eukaryota; Viridiplantae; Streptophyta; Magnoliopsida; Solanales; Solanaceae. The record is from RefSeq and is a predicted model, not a curated record.